UUGCUAACUUGUCUAUAAUUCACAUAAUAAAUAAUAGUUUAGCAUUUGGAUGCAUCGCAAAUAUGGAAAUAUUAUGGACUAUUUGGAUUUGUGCCGAAUGAGAGAGCUCUGAUGUGUGUGACGUUCUCGCAGCUUCAUGACUAUUUCUUUGUGCCUGAGAAAGUGAACUGGACAACUGCGCAGACAUACUGCAGACAGCAUUACACUGAUCUCGCCACCAUUGACAACCAACAAGAUAAUGAUAAUGUGCUAAACACAGCAGGGUACUCAAACUCUUGGAUCGGACUCUAUCGGACUUCGGGUGACACUCCUUUAAUCUGGUCGGAUGGGAGCAACCUCACAUAUUCAGACUGGGGUGCUGGACAACCCAGCAAUAAUAAUAACGCUCAGUGGUGUGUUAGUAUUUACAGUCAGCGCUGGAAUGACAAAGAAUGUUACUACAUUUUUCCUUUUGUGUGUUAUCUUGAGAGGAAGAAAAUGACUGUGAGAGUGGAGUUGAAAUCGAGUCAAAAUCUGAACGAUCCUGCAGUGAUGAACGAGAUUUUGGCAAAGAUGGAGCAGAUACUGAAGGAGAAGGGCUUGGAAGAGCAUGCUAAAUUGUUGUGGAGAAACCAGUCCAAAGGGAAUGUCUUACAAAAGAAGCAACAGAAGAGCGACGCUAAUCAGACUUGCCUUACAAACAAGUAGGGUUGGGUAUCGAGAACCGGUUCCAAAUUUCCAAGAACCAGGUAUUCGAUAGGACAUGUGCAUUUCGAUUCCGCUUAACGAUUCCUCCUGUGGCAAUUUAAUGUGAUUUUAACUGAUUUGCGCACAGGACGUGAAAGAACUUGAGCGAUGUUUGCGUGCAGCACACACAUCUGAAUUAUAUAACCUUCUUUGACUAACUGUUAGCAUGCUGUUCAUAUUCAAUCCUUAGUAAUGUACAGAGAGAAUGCUGUAUCUGUCUCUAUUUAUCUUCAUGUCCACAAUCUUUCCAGGGUGUCUCGUUAUAUGAUAAACUCUUGUGUAUUUAUCAAGUGUGGAUUCACGUAGAAAUGUUCAUUUAGCAUUGCUCUCUGAAUUACGGCUCUGAAAUCAUAUCUGCAUGGCAUUAUUAGUUUUGAAUAGACAAAAUUUGAAAGCCUAAACGCAAACUACUGGCAAAAACAACGAUCAAGAUCACUGUAGUUCAUGUAAGCACAACACAGCAGUGACAGUUGGAUUAAAAGUAUAUUUAUAUAUUCAGUGUAUAUUCAGCUCUUAUGUCCAAAUUAUUACCAUAGCUGAUAAAACAGUGUAAAAAAAAAAAAAUCUAGUCUAGUGUAAUGCAUUUCCCAACUAGACCCAGGUCUGCUUUUUUCAGUAAUUCAACUCAAAU
Labeo rohita (rohu) is the source of this 1357-nucleotide messenger RNA. Its product is annotated as C-type lectin 1. The record is from RefSeq and is a predicted model, not a curated record. The transcript is spliced from 4 exons. The coding region runs from base 112 to 687 and encodes 191 amino acids. NCBI's taxonomy places the organism in Eukaryota, Metazoa, Chordata, Actinopteri, Cypriniformes, Cyprinidae.